Molecule: messenger RNA, 828 nt
Organism: Aureococcus anophagefferens
Lineage: Eukaryota; Pelagophyceae; Pelagomonadales; Pelagomonadaceae
Exons: 3
Coding region: 1-828 (275 amino acids)
Source: RefSeq, a predicted model, not a curated record
AUGGAUGAAGAAAAACAGCGUGUAAUGGAAGCAGAACGUCGCGAAAUCGAAGAAACAGAGAAGCGAUUGAAUGAUCUGGGGACUGUUUUGAAUUCUGAAGACGACGAUGACGAGUCUGCUUUGAACUCCGACGAUGAGACUGAGGACAUCGAGGGUAAAGCAUGGUUUGAAGUUGGAGAGCACUACGUCGAUAAAGAGGAUAUGUGGAGCAAAACUUUUGGAGACUGCAAACACUGUUGCUCUGAAAAGGAGUAUCUGGAGCAGACACAAAACGAGGACGACAAAAAUCAUCUGCUCCGUUUGCGUGGUGGUGGUGACAACGAAGAUGACGAGGAUUUGCCUUCAUACUCCGACUCCGACGAGGACGAUUUGAUUUGCCCACGUUGCGGUAAAAUCGCAAACGUUCCCAACAGAAUGGGUCAAUUGUGCCCUUCGUCUCAAGAUUGUGGACAGAUGAUUUGUCGUGCUUGUCUUGACGACAUGACCCAUUCUAGAGAGAUGUUCUGUCCCCCAUGUUGGCAACGCAACUUAGAUCUAGACUUCAGACCAUCAUCUUAUGAGGAGUAUUCACAGGCACGCAGCAAAAAGGAGAAACCGAAAGACACCGCGGUCUUCUUUGUGCCUGCGGACAAGCGCUCGUACAUGAGCUGCAUGCCGCCGUUCUUACAAAACUCCUCCUUGUUGUCCAUCGUAAUCCCUUGCUCUAUGCCCGGAAUGCACCGAUGUCCGGUCCCUGGAGUGGGUCCAGGAGUCGGAACGGUUCGCGGAGUGGGCGGAGGCCGGGGAGGAACCAGGUUCCCAUGGCCAAGAAUUUCUAAGUAUCCAUGA